This is a messenger RNA of Neurospora crassa OR74A, 3449 nucleotides long. RefSeq names its product pH-response regulator protein palH/rim-21. The record is from RefSeq and is a predicted model, not a curated record. Gene Ontology annotation, biological process: cellular response to pH. Gene Ontology annotation, cellular component: plasma membrane. The transcript has a single exon. Bases 714 to 3050 code for a protein of 778 amino acids. Lineage: Eukaryota; Fungi; Ascomycota; Sordariomycetes; Sordariales; Sordariaceae.
CCCCGGCCGUCGUCGAAUGCGAUUUAUCCUGCCGACGACUGGAAACCCGACGUUCCCUCGACCACUUCCCAUCCGCACAUCCCAUCUUGCCGAGCAAGAUACGAACGUCAAAUCUUCAGCGCCAGAACUACCUAGGUAUCCUUCAUCAUCUGCUGUGCUAGAUCCACGCCGCGGCGCAAUAUUCCCGUCGCCUCUUCUCCACCUGCAGAUUGCGACUCGAGCCCUGUUUUUUUUUUUUCUUUCAGCAGUUCAGGCCAUAGAGGUAUACAAUCACGAUUUCUCGGCGCCCAGCCUCUGAAGCUCAGGGCCUUCAGAACACCUUCACGCCCUACUUUGCUACCUACCUAUCUUGACAUCAUACCUCCUGUCUCAAACCUCAAGAGCGAUCGCAUCGCGUGCUGGGAAAGUGAUCGCGAAUCUUCCGAAGGAAAGCUAUUGGGGUAGAUCGGAGAGGGGCUAUUGUGAGGGCAAUUGAACGACACACCUUGGACACACACUGGAUUUUGGCAAUAGGGCCACAUUUGCGACAUCAAUCCCGACGACAGUGGACAGCGAACCUCGACCACAACCACGAUCACGGCGCUGUACGCGCGCCAGAUGCGACACCGGAGAGACCAAACCUUAUGGCGAUUGAGGCAUAGACAGCAGGAGGCAGAAGGAUUGCCAAAGCGCAUUCCCAGCGGUCUUUUGCCGUCACUUGCGACCGAUUUAGCAUGGAACCACGACAGCUCUUCAGCGACCCGACGGCCGAUCCGAUAUCUACCGCCGGGGCCGCCAGCAAUGCUCUCAGCUGCGCUUCUUUCAACCUCCCCGAAGGAGGCAUUCUCCAACUCCCCAAUGGCGAGAUCAUUACGCUUAGCGCUCCGGCCGCCUUCAAACCGCCAUCAUGCAAUCUCGCCCUUCGUUCCGUUCCCAACAUUAUUGCUUCUGGCGGAGUCGUAGGGGGGACUGCAAGUGGCACCAUGGGACUGAAAGCAGAUGACGACUCCCACUUUUCGGACUGGCGUGAUCCGUUCUAUGCGUCGACGUUUCCGCAAUGCUACGCUCUUGCGGCGACGACCAUUAUCGCAUACACUUUGGUUAUCAUGCUCUUCAUCACGCCGAGGUCAUUUCUUGAUGGCGGAGUGGUUGUUCUGGGACGCAAAGGGUUCACAAAUGGCGGCGGCGGCACCAGCAUCGGAGGGCGUCCUUGGUUGCAGAAAGUUGCAGCUCUCUCGGUCGCCAUUUCACUGACCAUCGCCAACGCAGCCACGUUUCGCGCCGCCGAGCAACAGUAUUCCUGGGGGGUUCAAAACGCCAAACAACUACAAGAAGAUGUUCUUGGUGGGGCCGAACUCAAAAUUAUCCGCAUUAUAUCCGACACCUUUCUAUGGCUCGCCCAAGCGCAAACUCUGAUUCGUCUGUUUCCGCGCCAGAGAGAAAAGGUGAUUAUCAAAUGGACGGCUUUUGCGCUCAUCACGUUGGACGUCAUUUUCCAAUCACUCAACAGCUUCAAAUAUGGUGGUUCCGACCUUACACGGCCCAAGUUCACCGAGGCUGUGCCGGCCCUUAGUUAUCUGUUCGCCCUCGCCCUGGGGGUUCUCUAUGCUGCUUGGGUGUUAUACUACUCAAUUAUGAAGAAGCGGUACGCGUUUUACCACCCCUUGAUGAAGAAUAUGAUCCUCGUGGCUGUCCUGUCCGUGGUCUCCAUUCUCGUUCCUGUUGUGUUCUUCAUCCUCGAUAUAUCGAAACCUGACUUCGCGGGCUGGGGAGACUAUGUCAGAUGGGUGGGGGCUGCUGCUGCUAGUGUCAUUGUCUGGGAAUGGGUAGAGAGAAUCGAAGCAUUGGAAAGGGAAGAAAAGAAGGAUGGAAUAUUGGGAAGAGAAGUGUUCGAUGGAGACGAGAUGCUCGAGGCAUCACAAUCGGAACAUGCCUGGCCAAAGAUGAAGAGAAAGGGUUCGGGCGGUUCGGACUCGCAGGAUACGGAAAGUGGUGGAGGUGGCAAAGACGGCGGGCCAAGCCUGUCGAGGUUUGGUGCUUGGUCGAAGAUUAGCACCUUGACGUCAAAGCACCGUACCGAGCCCAGCUCUAGAAACGAGCCUAACGAGGGGAGCUCGCCGGUGGCGGAAACUACAAAUGACGACGAGAGGCCACGGUUCUUAUCACCGCCGUUAUGGCCCGCACGACCAACUCCGGCAGCUACGCCAGUGAGCCGGACGGACACCACUAGCGCCGCGAGCACCAUGUACGCCGUCAGGUACCAUACCAUGACAGAGCUGACAUCGUAUGGUACGCCACCACCGACACGCAAUAUGGGGCGCUUGUCGGGGAGCGAGAGUCGUGGUUCCAGUCGACAUAGAGACUAUGGGAGCGCGAGUCCCGGCUCAGCGCCUGCUCAGGAUGCUCGCUCAACACAAAACUCCCAUGUGGGGGCAAAAGCCUCAUCAGCAGGAAGCAGAUGGCACGCACUUACACCAACAGUUUCGAGCAGGGAUUUCGUAACGCGUUCGGAGCCACGAAGCAGCAAGAUGCAGCGCGACGAGAAUUCGCGAUGGGAUCUCCGCGCUAGAGUUGAGGAGUUCGCAGCAACCCAAGCUGAGAAUCUACGCGAGAAGUUCCGCCCAACUCUGGAUACCAACAACUUGCCCGUCACCGUUAUCCCCGCGCCACCGCGCAGAGGCGCCGCCAUUGCCCAGCUCUGUGAGGAGGAAGAGCUUAAUCAUUCAUCAAGGGAGGGAACGGUUAGGGAAGAGAGCCGGAAUAGCAACGCUUCGGGAACGGUGAUUGCGGUAGGGGGGGCCCAGACGCCGAUACAAACUUCUUUUUCUCCUCCACCACGAGCGGCAAACAGCAGCAUGAGCACAGCGCAAAUGCCCCGGCCACAACUGAGUCCUAUCGUUACCCAGGGCUCAUUUACCAACAACAGGUAUAACCACCUGCCUGUGACGGUAAUACCAGCUCCACCACGGCAAGACCCAGCCAGAGCACCGUCGCAGCCGCAGUCACCGUCGCUAGUUGCUCUGGGUAAGCAACCAGCGAGAAGCGACUCCUCAACGACACCGUCUCCUUGACACGGCUGGCACGCCUUUUCUAUCUAUCAUCCUUGGGUAUUUUUGGGAUUGUUUCUACCAUUUUUCUAUAGGAGAUACCACAUGUUACUGCAUUGUUUCGGCGUCUAGCGAGGAUCAAAAAAGGGCGUUUAGGAUGGAAGGUCGUAGGUGAGGUAGUCAUCAUCACCGUCGGAAUGUCCGGGGCCCGCGGAAGGAAGAAGUGAGAGGCUAUAUGGUAUAUGUGUGGUUGUACAUUCAAUGGCAACUUCCUUGGAUGUUCACUAUGCUUUCUCACUGAUUGAUGGCAUUUUUGAGGUACCUACAGUACCCUCUAUGAAGGAUUCAUGAAUUUUGGUUGAAGUUGCCCUGCCAAGUUCUGUCUGCAAUUCGUUUGCGCGCUUGGGUCAUAUCAAAGGAUGG